Molecule: messenger RNA, 1162 nt
Organism: Tilletiaria anomala UBC 951
Lineage: Eukaryota; Fungi; Basidiomycota; Exobasidiomycetes; Georgefischeriales; Tilletiariaceae
Product: DUF567-domain-containing protein
Exons: 4
Coding region: 332-958 (208 amino acids)
Source: RefSeq, a predicted model, not a curated record
CUGGAACUGAAUAGUCCUGCAGGGCGCAAGCGCGGCUCGUGUUGAGUCUUAAUAUAUAGCCUUGUGCCACGCAUGGCUGUGCUGCAGUGCGACCUGCCUGCCAGCCUCGGGCGUCUGCUUGGAAAGCCUGGAUUCGGCGUAUCACAGACAUGACCAUGACAUGAUGAUGAGAUGUGCAGGUCAGCUAGGAUAUAUAAGCCGCCAAAGGGGUGACCAACAUUAUCGUCUUUGAUUUCAUCCUGCUCUACCGAUCUUCGCAGCAUCCUUCGCUCAAUUAGCUUUUCUGGAGCCGCACUGCCCGAUCCCAGCAAACCGCAGCAGCAUAGCUACAAUGGGCCUCUUUGGUAGCAGCACCCCCGCGAAGCCCCCGCCCACGCUGGAAAGCCUCGGCCGGCCCAUUGGAGUCAUCCCUACAUUCACGAAGCAUCAGCAGCAGAUGGCGCUCAAGGUACGAGAACGAAAGAUGUCCUUCUCCUCAGAUGACUAUUCUAUCAAGGAUGCCGGCACAGGCCAGAAAGUGUUCGAAGUGGACGGCAAGGCAUUCUCGCUGCACUCGAAGAAGGUGCUGAACGACGCCUACGGCCAGCCGGUGUUCAUGCUGAAGAAGGCGCUCAUGUCGCUUCACACGUCCUACGACGGUAUUGACGCGAACGGGCAGACGCUCUUCAACAUCAAAUCCAAAUUCGGGUUUGGCGCCAACCUCAAGGUCACGUUCAGGAACCUUGCGGGAGCAGGCGAGGAGAUGGAGCUGCACAUCAAAGGCGACUGGUUCGAUCGAAAGGCAUCCAUCACCACCGCCCAGGGCAUCCCCGUCGCGCACAUAUCAAGGAGCUUCAUGAACGCCGGGCAGCUGCUUUGGGACCAGCAGACUUACUUCGUCACAAUUGCGCCCGGCGUCGAUGCAGCGCUCAUGGUCGCUGCGUGUAUCUGCUUGGACGAGUCUGAAAACGAUAAGUGAAAGUACAGGACGGUUUACCUCGCCGGGUAGAUCUCGUAAGGCUUCUGAAGUAUCAUUGUUCUGUAGCCAAGAUACCAUUACGCGAAGAUGCAUUUCCAUCGCGAGUCGAAGUUGAAUUUAUUCGCUCCUAUGCAUACGAAUGUAUGUCCUUUCAGUUUUACUAAGAUCACAACACCUUAUGCCGACUUUUGAAUUAGGAUAACC